Messenger RNA from Microstroma glucosiphilum, 711 nucleotides. RefSeq lists its product as hypothetical. Bases 1 to 711 code for a protein of 236 amino acids. The record is from RefSeq and is a predicted model, not a curated record. The transcript has a single exon. NCBI's taxonomy places the organism in Eukaryota, Fungi, Basidiomycota, Exobasidiomycetes, Microstromatales, Microstromataceae.
AUGCCUACAAGAUCGACGACAACCGCCUCCUGCGUAAGCUUGGCUUCUACUUCGCCUUCACCAGCGCGAAGUCCUUCUCGUCGAGAUCGGCUUCUGACUGAGAGUCAAGAGACAGAGCUGCUGGAACCCACCCAGAUGGUAUCACAACACACAGAGACGGUAUACGUGCUGCCAGAAAGUUUCCUCCAUCUCUAUCGCAAGCAACAACAAGACGUUGAUGAUCUCCUGCAAGAAUAUCUGCAAAAGGCGCAUGACUUUGGUGAGGUCUUGCUACAUCCCUUGAAGCUGCUGCAAGGAUUCCGUAAUGGUGUCGUCCCCCUUUCAGAUGGCACGCAAGUCUCCCUUUUCGAGACCCGGCCCGACGUCCUCAGGGAGGGCAUGUCAAUGGGCAAGCCAAGCGAGGCAAAGAGACUGUUGUCUUUGAAAGACCUUGGCCUCUUCCGAGGUGAUCCAGACUCGCUGGAAAGCUUCCUGGCGCAAGUCAGACAUUGCCAAGAGCAUUGGCCAAAUGAUGACUCUCGAAGGAAAAUUCUACGCAGUCUGCCCCUGUGUAUGGCAGGACCGGCCUGGCCUUGGUAUCAACGUCUAAGUCAGAGCUUCAAAGAUGAGAAUCUCAAAGAUCUCGCAGGAUGGGAGUAUGAGCUCAGGCGAGAGUUCUCUUCCGAUACACCGGCCGAAGUUGGGCUCUCUUCUGCUGAAGAAUACAAAUGA